CCCGUCCCUGCCAAAAGCAUGCCUGUGACAGUAUCAUCAUCACCGAUGACAGCAAUUAGAGAUCUUUGCUCAAACGAUUUGGGUACAGGCAUGAUUCCAAUUUUCUAUCAGAGGAUGCGCAAUGGAUAUGGAGUCUAAUGAAACGCAAGUUCUUUUAGCAGCAAAUGAGUCUCCAAGAAAUACAAGAAAAGAGUCAAAUAGGUCUUUUGAAGACUUUAGAAUGAUAAUUCCUGAACGUUGAAUAAGAAUUUUUGAUUCUAAAGUUCGUUUGAACAAACAGACGGAACGUUCUAAGAAUGGGUAUUGGGAUGGAGGUUACGACAAAUCACUGAUGAAAUAAAUCAACAAUUGUAUGAACAAGGAUGUUUCAAAGAAUUAAUUGCAGUAUAUAAACAAAAGGUAAAAUUUUUAAGCAAGGAAAAGGUAUGAGGUUUGUUUCAUGAAUGAUGAUUUAUUCUUGAACAGGCAUUGUCAUACUGGAUUGUUUUGGAAAUCCAUACUCAGGCAUGAUAGUGUUUCUUCUUUUUCUUUUUGUGCUCGUUUGAGCAUUCAAUGGGCACUCGUUUUCCAGGUCAGUUCUUGAACAUGAUGGACCAGUCGAUAUUUCCCGUCGCUAAUCUUGCAAUCUUUUGAGAAUUAUUUGAAAUUUAAUAGAUUCUUUUCCUCUUUUCCCCACCACCUUUGGAAAAAUCUCUUCGCGAGCAUGCAUCGUAUAAAUUGGACCUUUAUGAUCCAACUGUUAUGAGCGCGGUGCAUAAGCUUCCCAUCCAGCUACAUACAAGACAGAAAUGUAUGAAUACAUGAUGAGUUCAGGUCAUUUAGGGCUGCAUUUUUCAGCUUACCUUUUCUUACUCUACUGUAUCCAUCAAAGAAGGAACCUAACAGGUAGCAGAUUUACAAAUCAGAAUUGCAGGGGAAAAGAAGGAUUCCAAAAACUAAAUAUCAUUUCUAGUACUAUUAUAUUACUGACAUUCAGAUCCAUGCAAGGAGUAAAAAAAGCAUCCUUUUGUUUACAUUUUAAGCCACUGCGUUUGGGUAUACUAUAUCAUAUAUGAGGUUCCUUUGGGGUUCGCAAUUCCCUCACCUAAGGAACUCUUUUGGAGUGCUGUGGUCAUAUAGAAACCCAUCUUUCACCAAAUACGGGUUUCUCAAAAAAAAAAGAUUUCAUAAUGUAUGGUGUGCGAAGGUUGUUUCGUCCUACGGUAAUGCGUGCUGGAUUCCCUGUACGUGCCUCUUUAAAUCAUCCUAGAGCAUUUUGGUUUUCUUCGGAAGCCAAGAAGUCUGAAGCUGGUGAAAAGGAAAAAACAGCCGAAGCAGCUCCUAAAACUGAGGAACAAGAUCAAAUAAAAGAGUGUCAAGCGAAGCUUGAAGCAAAGAACAAAGAAAUUGCUGAAUUGAAGGAUAAUGUCCGCCAUAAAUUGGCAGACGCUCGAAACAUGGAAAACCGCUUGAAACGUGACAUGGAGCAAACCCGUGCAUUUGCUGUUCAAAAGCUCGUUAAGGAUCUUUUGGAUUCUGUCGAUAAUUUGGAACGUGCCUUGUCUAUUGUGCCCGAAGAGAAGCGUAAAGAUCGCGAUAGUAAUAAAGAUUUGGUGAAUCUGUACGAUGGUUUAGUCUUGACCGAGUCAAACAUGAUUAAGAUGCUCCAAAAAUAUGGUGUGCUUCGUUACGACGGUAUAGGUGAAACCUUUGAUCCUAAUAUUCAUGAGGCAGUUUUCCAGAUUCCUAUCGAAGGAAAAACACCAAAUACAAUCUUCCAUUGUGAGAGCAGGGGUUAUCUAUUAAAUGGUCGUGUUGUCCGUCCCGCUAAGGUUGGUAUCGUUAAGGGCGAAGACAAAUAAAAAGGAAAAUGGACGUUCUCUAUGAGCUAGAGUCUUUACUUUACUGUACAACUUUGGUCCCGUUCUUCAAUUCUGUGUCAUUUUUCAUUCUCUCCCUCACUUCUCGUCCUGUUUCCCCUUGCCAUUCUUCCGUAUGUGUUUUAUCGCUUUUCGCCAAUUCCCUUGAUCCGCAUAUCUUCUUUUGUCCGUCAAGGUAAGGAACUCUUACUAGUUACAGGGGAUUCGACUUUGGGUAUGAUGCUCUGUCUCAUAGUUUUAUUUCUUUUAUUUCUUAUUUCCUUCUGUUUUAUAAGCCGCUCAUACCGAGGUAGAAGGACUAUAAAGAUUUCUUUUAAUCUUGACGUAUGGGACUUUGUGCAAUGGAUUUCUCCAUACGUUGUUUCAUUUAUCACUAUUUACCAAUUUACGAGUCUAUUAAAAAAGAAAAAUAAUUCAUUCCGUACAUUCCUCCUACUUUUUUUAAUAUGAAUGUUACGAUAUCUCGAAAAACUUACUUUGAAAUCAUCGAUGAAAAAUCAACAUUGGAUCUAUCCAUGAAGGCUCAGUUUUGGACGUUUCUUUGAAAAGAUUUUUGAAUUUUAAUAAACAAACCGAGCUAUUUGCUUGUUUCACUUUUACCACUUA
Messenger RNA from Schizosaccharomyces cryophilus OY26, 2465 nucleotides. RefSeq names its product GrpE domain chaperone. Gene Ontology annotation, biological process: protein folding; protein import into mitochondrial matrix. Bases 1170 to 1841 code for a protein of 223 amino acids. NCBI's taxonomy places the organism in Eukaryota, Fungi, Ascomycota, Schizosaccharomycetes, Schizosaccharomycetales, Schizosaccharomycetaceae. The record is from RefSeq and is a predicted model, not a curated record. Gene Ontology annotation, molecular function: adenyl-nucleotide exchange factor activity; protein homodimerization activity; protein-folding chaperone binding. Gene Ontology annotation, cellular component: PAM complex, Tim23 associated import motor. The transcript has a single exon.